Molecule: messenger RNA, 724 nt
Organism: Juglans regia (Persian walnut)
Lineage: Eukaryota; Viridiplantae; Streptophyta; Magnoliopsida; Fagales; Juglandaceae
Product: c-Myc-binding protein homolog
Exons: 5
Coding region: 111-461 (116 amino acids)
Biological process (GO): regulation of DNA-templated transcription
Cellular component (GO): nucleus
Molecular function (GO): transcription coactivator activity
Source: RefSeq, a predicted model, not a curated record
AAGCGUAAACCCAAAACCCAGAUAAAGAAAUUUCAGUUUCACCACCCCCUCCCCCCAAAAGAACCCGUUCAAGAGAUCCAAUCACUAUUUGAGACCCGAAGAAGAAGAUCAUGAUGCGAAACAAGGAGGAAAAAGAGGUAAAGAAAGAAGCAUUCAGGAAAUAUUUGGAGUCAAGUGGGGUUCUUGAUGCUCUAACCAAAGUUCUGGUUUCAUUGUAUGAGCAGAACGACAAACCUUCCUCUGCCCUUGAAUUCAUCCAACAAAAAUUAGGUGGUCCAUCAGUGUCAGAAUAUGAAAAGCUACAAGCUGAAAUGUCAAAUUUGCAAAUAAGAUACGAUGAGCUUUUAGCAGAACACCAAGAAACCUGCAAAGAGUUGGAGGAACUUAAGAUUUCAAAUGCCAUGGAAAUGCCAUUAACAAAGGAGACCAUUGAUGAGAAGGCUCACAAGGCUGUGUUUUGAAGGAGCGUUCAAAGAACUUGUACAUUGUUCAAAGCGUUGUUUCCUAGAGUGCUGUAUCCAUUGUAUUCACCGGGACUUUUAACGUUGUUUUCUUCUUUUCCGUUAUUUCACUGUUUUCUGUUAAAGAAAAGGAGGGGGCAUUUGGCUGAUUUCAGUGGUGAUUAUGUUCAUAUCCACCUCUCUAGCAUUUAUCUUUGUUGAAAUUCUGCUGUUUGGCAGGAAUAUUUACCCUUAUAGUAAUGCACUUGCUUGGAAUUUAUUUA